Messenger RNA from Fusarium verticillioides 7600, 1113 nucleotides. RefSeq lists its product as hypothetical. Lineage: Eukaryota; Fungi; Ascomycota; Sordariomycetes; Hypocreales; Nectriaceae. The record is from RefSeq and is a predicted model, not a curated record. Bases 11 to 643 code for a protein of 210 amino acids. The transcript has a single exon.
CUUUACCCGCAUGGUGUCUCUGAUCUGUCCAUCGAAGCUAUCGAAUAAGGUUUGCAGAUCUAACUUGUCCAUCAACCUCAAACAACACUCCAAUAUGGCAACACUGAAACACACCAAGCAAAGGGCAGAAACCAUCUCCGACAUCGCAAAAGAUGUAAUACGACUUCUCAAGGAAGAGAAAGAAACUGUCGGUGUCGCCGAGUCCUUAACAGGCGGGAGUAUCAUGGCCGCCCUCACAGCAGUCGAAGGCGCAAGUUCUGUCUGUCGCGGUGGCAUCGUUUCGUACAGCACUGGCAUAAAGGUCAACUUACUCGGAGUUAGUCAAUCCAUCCUCACAAAACACGGAGCUGUGAAUGAGGAAGUCGCGGAACAGAUGGCGGCUGGCGCUCGCAGUAUCACGACGCUCGACACACCAACGACGUGGGGACUCAGCACUACAGGUGUGGCUGGACCUGGUCUAGAAGAAGGAAAAGCACCCGGGACUGUGGUUAUUGGAGUUUCGAGGUCUGGCCAGGACAGGGCGUUUGGGCCGUUUUACUUCUCAGGGGAUCGGAAUGCUGUCAGGAAAGCUACAGUCACGAAGGCUUUGGAACAGUUGAGAGAACUUCUCCGUGCCCGAGAUCACAUGGAUGAGCGACCAUGACAACCAGCUGGAAAGUCAUAGGUCAUGAAAGAGCGUAACUCAGCUAGCUCGGCUACGGCAGGGAGCCAAACCUCAGAUCGCCACUCACCCACGAAGCAUUUUCCGACGAGUCAAAAAUGCUAUGAACCUCAGCAACUUCGGAGAAAGCGAGGCAACGACUGAAUUAUACUUUGCUGUCCAGUCACACCGUUCCAGUUCUUGCGGCUGCCGUCUCGGAAGCAUUGUUCAUCGACCAAUCGGUUUCCAUUGUUCAGAUGGACAAUCAGCCCUCAACGAUGCUUCAGAAAAUCUGGAGCGGUUCAUAGAAAUAACCGAUUGGAGCUGCCGUCUGGGAUUGUUCAACUGGCUUUGCAGUUGUUUGACUGGUCGUAAGCUGACUGCCGGACUUUGGACAACGCAAAUUGUCCGACGCUUACAGAAUGGACUUAGAAGGACUUAAUUCAUAGCAUAUUUGUCAUUAUGAAUCGUGA